CCUUCUCCCCAAUUAUGAUCUUCCCCUCAAAGUGUUGGCGAGAGACCCAACUGACAGGCUCUCAUCCUUCGCUUCUUACUAUGCAAAUCCACUGAAAGGUCAAGCUCACUAUUCCACCAGUGGAGAAGGUACUACUGCAAGUAUGCACUGUAGAUAUGAACAACCCUCUGAAGCGUGUCCCUACACAUAGCCAGCCAACAUGAGAAGACAAAGAGCAUUCACCCAUAGAUCCAAGAAUGGAUGCCGCACCUGUCGGUCCCGCCAUAUCAAAUGUGAUGAAACCCCAAAUGCAUGCCGCAACUGCACCUCCACUGGGCGCAAAUGUGACGGAUACAACCAGUAUCGAUUACCCUUUCGUAAGGCGACACUACCAGUCUCCAAACCAUCCAGGAGCCUCAUCGUCUGUCUGCCCGGACUAGAUUCCGAUGAGCGUCGAUGUCUGCAGUUCUUCGAGCACAACACCAUCCCCAUGCUAGUGGGGUAUGCCGACUCGGAAGUAUGGCAGCGUCUCGUGCUACAAAUGUGUCACAGAGAACCCGCCGUCUGCCACGCAGUAGUCGCGCUCAGCGCCUUUCACGAAAACUACGAGCGAAGCAGCAUGAACAUGGAACCAAAACCCGAUCACCGCCACCACCACUACGCCCUGGAACAAUACAACCGCUCCAUGGCAAUGCUGCGCCGGCGCAUCCAGUCCAAUGACCCCCAAGUCCGCAGCAUCACACUCAUGUGCUGCGUCGUGUUCGUAAUCCUUGAACUCCUCGAGGGGGACUACACCAAUGCCUUCGCCCAUCUACACCAAGGCCUCAACAUCCUGAAAACCCAAUCAGCUCACCACGCACUAACCACCGAGCGUAUCCUCGCCAAAGCAUUCCUGCAACUCAACACCCCCCGAGCCUACUGGAACGGCCCCGACGUCGUCGUAACCGGCCACCCUCCCAAGGGGAGCGUGUCCGAAGUAGCCUACUCAAAAACACCAAUCCACAGCAUCGCCGAAGCAAAAGAGCGUCUACGAGUCCUAAUGAACAACAUCUUCCACCUCCAAUCCCUCUGCAACCUCUUCUUCCGCGGCGAACCAGAAGACCCAACCUCCACCACCCCUCUAACCCUCUCUGCCAAACAAACCACCCUCCACCACGAUCUAACAGACUUCGCCCUGGACCUCAAAUCAUUCAUCUCCUCCCACAAAUCCAACACCGCCUGGACGUUACGAGAAACCCGCAGCGUGGACGUCAUCCUCACACACGUAGCAACCCUAACUAGCAUGCUGGGCUGUUCCCUCGACACAACGGAACUAGGCUACGACGACUUCCUCCCUGAAUUUACACGCAUCAACGAACUCUGCGAGCGAAUCACCACCAGCUUCGUGACCGAGUACGGGAGUUACGAGAACCUCCCCACCAUGGUCACUGACGUCGGGGUCUUGCCGUCGCUGUUCUGGUGCUGUGUGAGGUGUCGGGAUGCAGAGACUAGAGAGCGAGCGCUCCAGUUGCUGAAGAUGUGGCCGCAUCGAGAGGGGUUUUAUGAUUCGUAUUUGAUUGUGGGGAUUUGUCGGGGGCUGAUGGAUAUUGAGGAGGAGGGGAGGGAUGGCGAGGGGUUUAUUCCGAGGGAGGCUCGUGUGCAUACGCACACGGUUGAGGUUGCGGAGGAUCGGAGGAGUAUGGUUAUUAGGUAUGUGUUGGCUGGUGCUGGUGGUGGCGAGCAGGAGAGGGUGGUGGUGCUGGAGUAAGUACCUUUGGGAUUUGUUCCAGGGAAGGGAUAUUUCAUCGAUGGUAAUGUGUAUAGAUGGAGAGAUCGUAUAUACAACCAUGCAGAUAUAAAUAGUAUUACUCUAUUAGUGAACGGAAAAGAGAAUGAUGGAGGACAGGUAGCUCUCCUGGGAAAGGUUUCGGGAAUGAUGUCCAUUUGUACCUCCUAUAAAAAUCAUAGACACUUAUUCCAAGUAUCUUUAUCGUAGUGGGUAAUCAGUAACAGCAGGUAAGUGUAUACCUGCUAGCAUACUAUGCAUAUCACAUCAAUAGUAAUGUAGUAAUGUAGUAUCACCUCUAUUCAUCUUGGUCCUACCAUCCAUCUCGAUGUGCUAACUGAAGUACACUUAAAUUGCCCCAGCCGGACAGAAUUAAGAACUACCUAAUACUAGACUAGUGAACUACUAGUCGUGCCUGAAGUGUGAGAACCUUACCAGAUCAAACACAU
Aspergillus welwitschiae is the source of this 2193-nucleotide messenger RNA. RefSeq names its product Zn(II)2Cys6 transcription factor. NCBI's taxonomy places the organism in Eukaryota, Fungi, Ascomycota, Eurotiomycetes, Eurotiales, Aspergillaceae. The transcript has 2 exons. Gene Ontology annotation, biological process: regulation of DNA-templated transcription. Bases 200 to 1726 code for a protein of 508 amino acids. The record is from RefSeq and is a predicted model, not a curated record. Gene Ontology annotation, molecular function: zinc ion binding; DNA-binding transcription factor activity, RNA polymerase II-specific.